AUGCCUUCGAAGGAUAUGGAUUCGGCCUGGAGCCCCGCCCUGGAUUCCGCUCAAACUCAGCAAGCGGCCCAGUCUUCCUCGGACUUUCUAUGGGUGGACUGCCAAGAUGGAAAGUCCCAGGAUGCCGGGGUUGCCCGCACAACGCAGGCGUUUUUACAGACGAAAUAUCAUAAACUGCGUCGCAAAACGCAGUUACAACAAUUGAAAGCCUCCAUGAAAGCACUUCCGUCUUUGCGACCCCCUCUACCUCCAGCCUCCGAAACGGAUACUUCCUCGCAGAAAGAAUACAAAGAAGACUGUAUUAUGACCAAAGCUGGCUCUCAUCAACUACCGAUCAAGCCGAAUGACCGCCGAAUGCAUCAAUCGCUUCAAUUGAAGGUCGAGGAUAUUCUUCCUGCUGUAUCUCCACGGGUAAGACAGAGCGUGGACUUUUACUUCGACUACUUCAGAACUCAAGGUUCACGCAGGUGGUACCCUAUGGGCCAAAGUGAAAUGUUGAAAUGUAUACUCCGCAACUCAUUCGACCAACCUUCGCUAAUGGAGGUCAUCGUAUCAAUGAGUGCCUUUGACUAUGCCAUGAGCUUCAAAGCACAAGAGGCAUCGAGUCCCGUUGUGCAUCGAUCUCUGCAGGACGCGUUUUAUAUACGGUCUCACGUUAUCAGGUCCAUCCAAGCGUUAUUGAACAAGCCAAAUGAGAUCUUCUCCGAAUCUGCCGUGCUAUUGAUCGGGCACCUGUUUAUCACGGAGGCCCUGGAGGGGAAUGUGAAUGCGGUCGACGCACACACUCAAGGUCUCGUGAGAAUUGUACAUGCUUUAGGAGGCCUCGAAAACGUAGGGGAGUGGCCUUUGGCAAAUAUCUAUUCAUGUGACCCUAUAAGAGGUCUUCUGAAAGAAUCCCCGCUAGUCUUCGAUAUACCGAUGGACUGGGAGAUGAGAGCUUUUUCCGCAGUCGCUGACCGGGCAAGGCCCAUCCGCCCACUAUAUCCCGUGCUCGGUACUUGCUUCUUCAAGUCCCCUUGGUCUCAAGCCAUUCAUCCUCGCCUGAGAACAAUUAUCCGAGUAUUUCAAGAUAUUGUCUGUAUAUAUGAGGAAACGCUCCGCUUCAACGCGGAUUUGCGUCUGAAUGACCACAACUGCGCCCUGCUUUUGGCCAACCGACUUCAUGCAGUGCCGUACGAUUUUACUAUCUCUCCUUUUAACGAGACAGUCCGACUUGCGAUCACACUCUACAUUCUAACAAGGGUAUGGGAAUUCCAACCAAAGGUAGAAAAACUUGUGCAAAGUCUACACGAUCGUGUGGAGGAGAACGUGGAAUUUUUGGAGAAGUCAGCGCCCGAUCUUUUCUUCUGGAUGCUUUUCAACGGCGCCUUUGCUUCGGCGGGCUUUACAUGUCAUGUGUGGUUCGUCACACGUCUUAAGGAUCUCGCUAGAGAGUUAUCCCUCAGUAAGUGGGAAGACGUGGCAGGGUUUCUGGAGGGGUUCUUCUUUGUCCGUCGGUCUAGGAAUGAGUCUGCCAGAGUGUUUUGGCAAAAGGUGGUGGUCGAACCAGACAUUGAUUGUGUGGAAGUAGAUACAAAAAUUACAUCGCCAUAA
Molecule: messenger RNA, 1593 nt
Organism: Penicillium daleae
Lineage: Eukaryota; Fungi; Ascomycota; Eurotiomycetes; Eurotiales; Aspergillaceae
Exons: 4
Coding region: 1-1593 (530 amino acids)
Source: RefSeq, a predicted model, not a curated record